Penicillium maclennaniae is the source of this 1488-nucleotide messenger RNA. RefSeq lists its product as uncharacterized. Gene Ontology annotation, biological process: maturation of SSU-rRNA. Gene Ontology annotation, cellular component: 90S preribosome. Gene Ontology annotation, molecular function: RNA helicase activity; nucleic acid binding; ATP binding. The record is from RefSeq and is a predicted model, not a curated record. Bases 1 to 1488 code for a protein of 495 amino acids. NCBI's taxonomy places the organism in Eukaryota, Fungi, Ascomycota, Eurotiomycetes, Eurotiales, Aspergillaceae. The transcript is spliced from 2 exons.
AUGGACGCUUUCAGGUUGUUGACUCGGUCAACGAAGCUCAAGCCGACCCCGCCGGCUACAGAGUCUGCUGCCCAGCAACAAGAAAAGAAGAGAGCACCUGUAGCAAAUGAUGAAGAAGCAGAUGAUGCCCCUGAACUGGAUUUUUUCAACUCGAACAAACGUUCUGCGCCGGCUGCGACGGAAACAUCUACCGUCAAGCUCGACCAGCAGCAUGCAUCAGCUCAGGACGAUGGAUCAGAUGAUGAGGAAGCUAUGGAUGAAGUCCAGCGUCGGACUAUUCUGAACUCUCAUAAGAUCAAGGUCACCGAUCUCCGCGAUCUGGACGAGAUUCAGCCUCAGUCUGCACCUGCAAAGGACUCUAAGAAGAAAAAGAAGAAGUCUAAACAGGAAGAAGCUCCCAUUCUCAGCAAGAAGGAGAUGAAGCGUGCUCGCCGUCUGUAUCCACAGCCGUUACUUUCGUUCAAGGAACUACGUUCAAAGUACAAAAUUUCGAGCCGUCUCGCCGCGAAUGUCGCCGAGCAGGGAUUUACUGUGCCCACGGAGGUGCAGUUAGGAACUCUCCCUAUUAUGCUUGGUGGCUCUUCAGUCGCCACUGAAAACCAAGCGGAGCCAGACCUCUUGGUCGUCGCUCCCACCGGUAGCGGAAAGACGUUAUCUUUUUUGAUUCCCGCCAUUAACAAGAUUGUUCGCCAUCAUCACACCAACCCCGAUGAGCAUGGGAUUUCAGCUGUGGUUGUGGCGCCUACAAAAGAGCUUGCCAGCCAAAUUGUGAAUGAAGGUCGGAAAUUGGUGGCUGGCACUGGAGUGAAGAUUACUCUCAUGAAGAAGGGUAUGCGCGUGGUGGAGCAAGAGGAGGAAGGCGAUGCGAAUGUCCUUGAUGAAGACAGCGAGGCAUCUGACGAAUCGGAACAAGAAGAGCAGAGCAUACCCAAGAAGGCUGAGAACAAAUCACCUCUUACCAAGAGUGACAUCCUGGUUACUACUCCUCUCCAGCUUGUCAAUUCCUUGAACGCAAAUCAGACGAAGCCCUUGGGCAAACUGCCGUUAGUACGAAGCCUGGUGCUGGACGAGGCAGAUGUUCUCAUGGAUCCAUUGUUCCGGGACCAGACACUCGAUAUCUGGCGCUCAUGCGUGCAUCCAGACUUGCGCGUCAGCCUGUGGUCCGCCACCAUGGGAUCCAACAUCGAAGAUCUCACUCGCUCUACGAUCAAAGAGCGCCUGGAAAGUCUCGGCCAUCAGAGCGACAAGCUCCACCCCCUGGUUCGCCUUGUUGUCGGUCUCAAGGACUCGGCCGUUCCCAACAUCGACCACCGUCUCGUCUACGCAGCAACUGAACAAGGUAAGCUGCUCGGUCUUCGACAGCUCCUUCGCCCCACCGCAGCUGCAGCAAACGAUAUACGCCUUCGCCCCCCCAUUCCUCAUCUUCACACAAACCAUUCCCCGCGCAAUUGCCCUGCACUCGGAAUUGAAAUACGACAUCCCUGCUGA